Molecule: messenger RNA, 1889 nt
Organism: Acomys russatus (golden spiny mouse)
Lineage: Eukaryota; Metazoa; Chordata; Mammalia; Rodentia; Muridae
Gene: Matcap1
Product: microtubule associated tyrosine carboxypeptidase 1
Exons: 7
Coding region: 46-1665 (539 amino acids)
Source: RefSeq, a predicted model, not a curated record
GUCUUGUGUUUUAGGACGGAGGAAUAAUGGCGUGUGUCCUGGCUGAUGGGAGGACUCCUGGAGAGGAAGACGUGUGAUGUAGGAUCAAGGAGAGAUGCUUGGAUUGGUUCCCUGAGCAGGCAAGGGGGUUCAGAGGCUGGGGCCUUCUGCCAGUCUCUGGGGGAGAGACUGGGUUGCACUAAGCCCUGGCACAGAGUCAGGGAGGUCAACAGUGUGGAAAGUUGGCACAGCGGAGCUGGAUGUGACCCUCAGGAGAGAAUGGUGCUGGAUUCUGGGGCUCAGGUGUAUGAGCAGGCACCCCCCAGCCUACCUGCUAGUCCCCCAUCUCAGCACCAUGACCUGAAGCCCUCAAACCAAAAUGGGCCACCCUUGUACCCCUGGCCUCGGUCCCUGGCUAUGCCCCUGGCUCUGGCAGUUCCCUCAGCACCACAGCCCAAGCCUACGUGGCAGGCCUUCUCAAAGCUGCACUUGGGACAGAGUAGCCACAUGCGUCGCAGUGAGAGCACCUACAGCGUAAAUAGUACUGGCCGCCGGGCGCGAGGCAAAGCCCCACUCGGACGGGAAUGCGAUCCAGGUGGAGGGACCCUCCGGCCUGCAGCCUCCUUACCUCACAUUGCUAAGACUCGAAAGGACGGAGGCAAUGGUAGCAACAAGAGCCCCUGUAUGUUGGUGGCCCUGAGGCCAACCAACAUGAACCAGGAACGGGAGAAGUUUUUCCAGUCUCGUUACACCUACAAUCCACAGUUCGAGUAUCAGGAACCGAUGCCAAUGAGUGUGUUGGAGAAGUACCAGGAGGCCUCUGGGCAGUUCAUCCAUCAGGCAGUUGGCAUCAUUGAGGCUGUCCUGGAGAAGUUUGGCACUUACGAACACUUUGAGGCUGCCACAGGGGGCCAGCUACUUACCAAGUGCCAAAUUUGGUCCAUUGUGCGCAAAUACAUGCAGAAGGAAGGCUGCGUUGGGGAGGUUGUGGUACAGCUGAGUGAAGACCUGCUGUCCCAGGCAGUGAUGAUGGUGGAGAACAGCCGACCCACAUUGGCCAUCAACUUGACUGGAGCUCGCCAGUAUUGGUUGGAGGGCAUGCUGCGGCAUGAGAUAGGCACCCACUACCUGCGCGGUGUGAAUAACUCUCGACAGCCUUGGCACAGCACUGAAGGCAGACUGCAGUAUGGGCUUCGGCCUGCCAACCCCACUGAGGAGGGCCUGGCCAGCCUGCACAGCGUGCUGUUUCGAAAGCAGCCGUUCCUGUGGCGCGCAGCCUUGCUCUACUAUACCAUUCACCAGGCUGCGCGCAUGUCCUUCCGCCAGCUCUUCCAGGAUCUGGCGCAGUACGUGCAGGAUGAGGACGUACGCUGGGAAUACUGCGUCCGUGCCAAGCGAGGACAGACGGAUACCUCCCAGCCAGGCUGCUUCAGCAAGGACCAGGUGUACCUGGACGGCAUUCUGCGUAUCCUGAGGCACCGAGAGACCAUCGAUUUUCCGAUGCUGACCUUGCUGGGCAAGGUCUCCUAUGAAGAUGUGGACCAACUGCGGCCCCAUGGAGUACUGGAUAAUACCAGAGUGCCCCACUUCAUGAAGGACUUGGGACGCUACCGGCAGCAGCUGGAACACAUCAUGGCUACCAACCGGCUGGAUGAAGCGGAGCUCGGCCGCCUGCUGCCCGACUGACGUUGGUUAAGGGUUACAGAGUCAGAAGUUCUUGACAGAGGUCUCAGAUCAGAAUACGAAGCUCUUUAUGGUUGCAUAGCCUAGGUGUUUCUUGGGGGCAUUUGGGAGGCCAGGAGCAUCUCGGGAAGAUGAGAGACAAUGCCAGAAGCUUUUUGUCCUUGCUAGCCUUCCUGUGCGGCCUGUGAACUAGUGGCAACAUUGUCACACAAACUCUUGGACGUGGG